This is a messenger RNA of Cololabis saira (Pacific saury), 1959 nucleotides long. RefSeq names its product serine hydroxymethyltransferase 1 (soluble) (gene shmt1). Gene Ontology annotation, biological process: folic acid metabolic process; purine nucleobase biosynthetic process; protein homotetramerization. Gene Ontology annotation, cellular component: cytosol; nucleus; cytoplasm. Gene Ontology annotation, molecular function: zinc ion binding; cobalt ion binding; mRNA regulatory element binding translation repressor activity. The record is from RefSeq and is a predicted model, not a curated record. Lineage: Eukaryota; Metazoa; Chordata; Actinopteri; Beloniformes; Belonidae. The coding region runs from base 135 to 1583 and encodes 482 amino acids. The transcript is spliced from 12 exons.
UGGCGGACUCUGCGCCCGGAGCCCCGCCCGCGGGGGCGGCUGUCACCCGCGGCUGCGCCGCAGUUCCCCUCCGGCAGCGCGGGAGUCAACACCAGCUGAUUUUCUCGUUGUGUAACCGCUUAAAAACAACCACCAUGUCUUUGAGAAACGGAGAAGCUGUGAGUAAGGAAACCUGGGAUUCACACAACAAGAUGAUGGUGGAGCCUCUGGCCAUCUGUGACUCAGAGGUGUUCUCCAUCAUCAAAAAAGAGAAGCAGAGGCAGACGUACGGCUUGGAGCUGAUCGCCUCCGAGAACUUUGCCAGCAGAGCCGUUCUUGAGGCUCUGGGUUCCUGCAUGAACAACAAGUACUCCGAGGGCUACCCCGGGCAGAGGUACUAUGGUGGUACGGAGCACGUUGAUGUGCUGGAAAGACUCUGUCAGCGGAGAGCACUCGAGGCCUUCGGCCUGAACUCUGAGAAAUGGGGAGUCAAUGUGCAGCCGUACUCAGGUUCCCCAGCUAACUUCGCUGUGUACACGGCCAUUGUGGAGCCGCACGGUCGGAUCAUGGGGCUGGACCUUCCUGACGGAGGUCACCUGACUCACGGCUUCAUGACCGAUAAGAAGAAGAUCUCCGCAACAUCCAUCUUCUUUGAGUCCAUGCCAUACAAGGUGAAUCCAGAAACUGGCUACAUCGACUAUGACAGACUGCAAGAAAAUGCUCGGCUCUUCCACCCCAGGCUCAUCAUUGCAGGAACCAGCUGCUACUCCCGUAACCUCGACUACGCUCGCCUGAAGCAGAUUGCUACUGAGAAUGGUGCCUACCUGAUGGGAGACAUGGCCCACAUCAGUGGGAUUGUUGCUGCCGGACUCGUGCCUUCACCCUUUGAGUACUGUGACAUUGUUUCCACGACGACUCACAAAACGCUUCGCGGCUGCCGCGCUGGACUUAUCUUCUAUAGGAAGGGCGUGCGGAGUGUGGAUGCCAAAGGAAAGGAGACUCUGUUCAACCUGGAGUCUUUGAUAAACCAGGCUGUGUUUCCAGGACUGCAGGGAGGACCACACAACCAUGCCAUUGCUGGCGUGGCCGUGGCUCUGAAACAAGCCAUGACUCCGGAGUUCAAGGCCUACCAGGUGCAGACUCUUGCAAACUGUAAAGCUCUUUCCAGUGCUCUUAUCGACCACGGCUACAAGAUUGUUACAGGCGGUUCAGACAACCAUCUGAUCCUGCUGGACCUGCGCAACAAAGCAAGUGAUGGAGGACGAGCUGAGAAGGUUUUGGAGGCUUGUGCCAUCGCCUGCAAUAAGAACACCUGUCCAGGAGAUAAAAGCGCUUUGCGUCCCAGCGGUUUGAGGUUUGGUUCUCCAGCUCUGACCUCCAGAGGGUUGGUGGAGGAAGACUUCAAGAAGGUGGCUCACUUCAUUCACAGAGGCAUUGAGCUGACUUUGGAGGUGCAGAGGAGCAUGGAACCCAAAGCCACUCUGAAGGAGUUCGUCCAGACUCUGGCCCAGGCCGAGAAGUUUCAGCAGCGGGUGGCUGAGAUCCGGACGGAGGUGGAGGCGUUCGCCGGGCGCUUCCCCAUGCCUGGCCUGCCUGAGCUGUAGAGGACGGCGGCUCACACACUGUAUCGGGAAGACAAACGUGACAAAGAAGAUCCGGGAGUGCCGAGCAGCUCCCAUCUCACAUCCAACCAGAAUGGACCAAGUUCCUCUCCUGACCCCUCGGCUGGUCUCCUCAGUUCCAGAUGUUUAUGAACUGCUGGGAGAAGGAGCGCACAUGUUUGAUUUUCUCUCGUGAAAAACAUCUGGUUUACGAGUUUUGCAAAUAAUUUCAUUCAUAAUUUCUUUCUAAUGAAACUACUGCAGCUUUAAGUGCAAAGAAAGUUUAAAAUGUUAACAUUUCAAAUGUAUGUGUUGCAUGUUUGUAAAUUAUAAUUUGAAUAAACCAAUUUUGUUGCUUUUAAUAAAAUUAACUAAACUA